This is a messenger RNA of Pseudopodoces humilis (Tibetan ground-tit), 3270 nucleotides long. It is a transcript of the gene PINX1, whose product is annotated as PIN2 (TERF1) interacting telomerase inhibitor 1. Gene Ontology annotation, molecular function: telomerase inhibitor activity; nucleic acid binding. The record is from RefSeq and is a predicted model, not a curated record. Lineage: Eukaryota; Metazoa; Chordata; Aves; Passeriformes; Paridae. Gene Ontology annotation, cellular component: nucleolus.
GAGGCCCCCCAAGAUGGCGAUGCUGGCGGAGCCCCGGAGAAAGCAGAAGUGGUCCGUGGAUCCACGAAACACCGCUUGGAGCAAUGAUGACUCCAAAUUUGGCCAGAAGAUGCUGGAGAAGAUGGGCUGGUCCAAAGGAAAGGGUCUCGGGGCUCAGGAGCAAGGAAAUCCUGAACACAUCAGGGUUAAGGUGAAAAACGACGUGCUGGGAUUAGGAGCCACCAUCAAUCACGAGGACAACUGGAUUGCUCAUCAGGAUGACUUCAACCAGCUUCUGGCUGAGCUGAAUAACUGCCAUGGACAGGGUGAAACAGAAUCCUCAGUGAAAAAGAAGAAAAAGACAUUCAGCCUCGAAGAAAAAUCCAAAUCUUCCAAGAACCGUGUCCAUUAUAUGAAGUUUGCCAAAGGUAAGGAUCUCUCAUCACGCACUGAACAGGACCUGUCUUGCAUUUUUGGGAGAAGACAGAAGAGUGCCAAGAGCCAGGAGGAUAUUGCUGAUCCUGACUCCCAGGAAGAGAAGAACAACUGGCUCUCCAGCCCUGGAGAUGGUUCCAAUACAGUGAAGAGUGUUCUCACUGUCCAGGAAUAUUUCGCCCAGCGCAUGGCAAAGCUGAAGGGAUCCCAGAAGGAAACAGAAACAAAGGUGGAACAUUCCAGCCCAGCAGCUGACAAAGCUGUGGAGCCUUCAGAAGAGCUGGAAACCAAAGUCAAAAAGAAAAAGAAGAAGCAGAAGAGAGAUGAUGAGGCAGAGUGGACAGAGGACUGUGAGAAACCAGGGAAAAAGCCCAAGACAGGGAGCUCGAAUGGAAAAGAACUGGAUAAUCCACUAAAUGAAUGUCACAAAAGGAAAAAAAAGAGGAAACAUAAAGAAGAAAAUGAAGGAGAAAACAUCAGUUGUGAUGAAAAUACAGGCAGUGGAGAAAUGUCUGUGGGAAUAUCUGAGGGGGAGGAACUCAGCACAGAGGAGCAGGAGGAGAAGCAGAAGAAACGCCACAAGAAGCACAAAAAGCAAAAAGAGGAGACAGGGGAGUGUGGGGAAGGAGCAACCAGAAAGAAAAAGAAGCACUGCAAGAACAUUUAACCCUUUCAGGCUCAGGGGUUGAGUCUGUGUUAGAGAGGCUCUGUGUAAACACAGCAUCAUUCCAGGCUUGGACACUGCUCCAGCUCCAGCUGGGACAGGCUGGAUCUAAACUCAGGCUGGAUCUAAACUCAGACUGGAUCUAAAAUCAGGGUGGAUCUAAACCCAGCUCUGCCAAGGGAAAACAUGGCAAACAGGAGCUUCAGUGCCAUGUUCAAAAGGGAUCCACAUGGAGGAUUAACACAUCAAGACUGUGAAAGGCAGGGAAUGACUUUCUUCUGCUUCACACUGACUGUGUUUUUCUCAAUCCAGGAAAAAAAAAUAAAAUUACCCUAGUACUGCCUUUUUAUUAAAAUUGUUUUCACUUGUGAGAGCCCAGCUCUGCUUCUGGAAGCAGGAGGGAGUUUGCAAAGCUGUCUCUGUUUUCUCAUUGAUUUUUGCAACGUGGUGUCCAAUUUUUACAUUCAUCUCUUUUUACAUAUAAAAUGGAUGUUAUUUCUUCCCAAAAUGCUUACUCUGAUUAAAAUUUUGCUCCUGAGUGUCAGCACUAAAGGAUGAAAUAAAAAGACCUCUCUGUGCCUCCAAACCAUUCUCAAACAGUUGUAACUUCGCACCAAAGCUAAAGGAAAUGUGUAUGAACCUUAUCAUUUAUUAACCAUACCUAAAUCUUUGAUUUCCAGGAAAUACUCAGGAGCUCUUCACAGGUACCUCUGGAAUCCAGAAAGCUGCCUUGGAUAGAGUCAGGUUUGUUCCCGAAACUGGGAAACCAAUAGAUCUUGAAAGCACAGUCGGAUUGCUAUGGCCAUUCACACAUUGAAAACUUGCAGUUUGGAUUUAUAACCAAACCAGAGCUUGUUUCUCAUUGUAAGCCUGGAAAUAAGGAAUGCUGGAACUGGGCACUGCCACAAGCAGUUUUGUGGGAGAUCUGAAACACUCAGCGUGAUUGUUGGCAUUUUAAUGUCACUAAGAGCUGUCAGAAGAGAUAGGUGAGCUUGGAAGUGGUGGAAUGGGAAGAAGGAUUCACCAUCCUGGUGUCCUGUUCUGAUACUUCUUUGGCCACAGCAAACUUGACAGCACAACCCUGAACACCAAGCCAGUCAUCCUGGCAGAAUCCAGCAUCCUAAUCCAUGAGCUGCUCAUUUCAUCCAGGCCUGGCUGGGUUUCAUCAGUGUAAAUCUAAAACAUCCCAUUGGCUGCUCUGCUGAAGAAAAUGGGUACAUUUUUAUAUUGUCUCAGCUCAGCAGAGUUGCUUAACAUGGUCUGAGGAACAUUGUCAAGAUGCAGAUGUUAAUAGGGAAAAGAAUUUCCUUAAGCUGACUUUAUUGUGCAGUGGAGGAAGCACCCAGACCACAUGGAUAGUUUGGUUGCAGCUCAACUCCUCCUUUUUUAAGAUCUCUUGGUUUCCAAAGCACCUUUUUUUUUUUCCCUGCCCUCAGGACAUGCUCAUUCACUGCAGCAAAAUGAAGUUUCACUUCUUGUAUGGGAGAACAAGAUGCCUUUCCCUGGAUUUCACAUGCCAGGGGCUCUAACCCUUGUUGCAUCUCCUUUUCAGGCUGUACAAUUAUUAUUCACCAUAAUCUGCUUGUCCCUGGCUUCCUUAAAUGAAAUACCACCAAAUACCAUCGGUUCUUGUCAAACUGGGAGGAAACUCCAUGCUUGAGGUGAAAAAAUCAUCUUCUCAGUGGAAGAAGACAGCAAAAUAAUGUUUUAUGUUAAACUGAUGCAUCCCUCCCGAUUUUUUUGCUCGCCACAAGUCGGAUUUUUUAUUAUUAAUUUUGUUAUUAGAAUCCAAAAGCCUGAUUGUUUCCAGUUAUUAUUUUUUAACUCUUAACCCAACUAAACUUUACAGCCUCUCUGGGAUUUCAGUUUAAAAAGGUGCUAGUGAAGGAAUAAGGUUUCCUUCUCCAAAUACUGCUGGGCUUGUUUGUUUGUUCCCUCUGUGAAUUUUCAUGUUUCUGUGUGCUGAUUCUUGUGGGUGCUUGGCCACAUUCCAGUGUCAGUUACAGGAAGAAUAAAACCAGCAAUAAACCUUUAAAUUUGUGCUGUUGCUCCUGUUAAAUUCAGGAUACCCAAGACUGGCUCAGGUGAAAGUAUCAGCUACGAAUGGAAGAGUCUCUAUUUCUGAAAUAAAUACAUGGCACUUUAUCCCGGGAAAUGUGGAAUUUUAAUGUGCCCCAAGCUCUGCAUGUGGU